AUGUGCCAGCCUGUUGCGAUGUGCAGGUGGUCGGUGGUGCAGUGGUGGGUGAAGAGCAACCUAAGAUUUUGCACUUCGGUUGGGAUACUAUACGUGCUCGAGCGCCUUUUUUUGACGAACAGCAUCAAGAGCAAGGGAGGAUCAGCUGCCCGCGCUGAUCAUCAAGUGAGAAUUGAGAACUACUCAUGGAAUGCCGUUGAUGCAUAUGGCAAAUAUUUGCACCAGGACAAUCUGGAUGCCGAGCCCGAAGUCUUGUUAGAGUUGCUCCAGCUUGCAUCUGAGUACAAAGAUGAGACCGGGCUUCAGAGUCUUUGUGCAAGCGUCUUGCGCCGCAAGGUCACCAACGACAAUCUAUGCACAUGCUUCAAGAAGUGUAUGAAGUUCAAGUUCUUCGGUUUGGCCGCAGACGUCUUGAAGCAAGGACUGAACUUGACCAAUGCAUGCGAGGCAUUAAACAUUGCUGGUGAUGCAGUGCGCAAAGCGGUUGACGACUCUGAGAAGACGAUGGUUGAACACAUCCGGGACACAGUAAUGGCAUUUGCGAUCCUUCAUGCCAAGGUGGUUGUUGAAGAUGCAAAGUUUGCAGACUUGCAGCCUGAGAUUGCGAAGCAGCUCUUGCAGAAGUUGGCCAGCAUGAACCUGCUGAAGACUUAG
Molecule: messenger RNA, 654 nt
Organism: Durusdinium trenchii
Lineage: Eukaryota; Dinophyceae; Suessiales; Symbiodiniaceae
Source: the annotation of a GenBank genome assembly